UCAAGCAGCAACGGAAAAGGAAAUGACGGCAAUGGCGGAGGAGGAGUUGAGUAGGCUUCAAAGACAACUACGUAUCAUGGAGGAAGAUCGAAUGGCUUACUCCGACGAGACUAAAGCUAAACUCGAAAAACAAAGGAAAAUCAUCAAAGGUUUGAAGGAAGAAAAGAAGAAAAUACUCGAAGAUUUAAGAGUGGCUACUUCCACCAGUCACACGAAGGAAGACCUGCAGCAUACGAUUAACAUGGAAAAACUAUUGAAAAAAUACAAGAAAUAUUGCAAAGAAGCUGACGACAUGAAGAACGAAAUCAAGGAGAUUGACGUACAACAAAAGAAAAUGGAAACCGAAAUAAAAAAGCUGCGUCGUGAUAACGGUGUCACCGAACAGGAGUAUCAGUACCGCAUCAAGUCUGGUAACAAUACCAUUAAAGCCCUGGAAAACCGUUUGGAGCAUUCAGUCAAAAAAUUCUGUAAAAUCAUCGUUGACAACAAGGAUCUAAGAGAAGAGAUAGACCAUCUGUUGGUGGAAAGGUGUCAAUUCAACGAAACGUGGGAUCAACUACUUCUCGACUUGAAAAACGGUAAAAAGCUGAUGAUGGAACUUGUGGACCAAGCAACUUCGGCCUACGAUCAGAGGGAAGAAUGCAGCUCUAAGUUGGAGGCUUUGAAGAAACGUGCACAACACGAUUUGGUAGUACACGCUGAAGAAAUGCGGGAGAUUAAAAGGAUUUUGGACCACGAUAACCGGCUGCAAGAAUUUUUGUGCAUUAAAGGGCAGAGAAGAGUGCUGAAGGAUCUGGAAGAGAAGGAACGACUGAAAAAAGAGGAAGAACAAAGGACUCAAGAGAACCAACUGAAAACUUACGUGGAGACUUUGGCGGAGAUCAGAAAUUAUUGCAGUGAAGACGACGUGGAGAGAAUGGCGGCUCAGUUUAUAAAGCAGGAAGAGGAGAAUUUUGCACUUUUUAAUUACGUCAACGAACUAAACCACGAAAUAGAAGACCUACAGAUAAAGGUCAAAACUUUCGAAGAGAAAAUUGAGGAGCAGCAAAAAUUAAGUGAUGAAAGGGUCAAAAGUAGAAACGCCACUUUGGACAACAUGCAAAAAGAAUUGGACGAAAAGAAGGCGGAAGCAGAUGAAGCGGAAGAGGAGUUGAAGAAAUCUGAUGAGAAGCUAAAGCAAAUUCUGGAUGGGAUUUUGGACGUUUUCAAGCUGUUAAGAUGUGAAAGAGGGCCAAUACUCGAAUUACUAAAAGGUGAACAGAUUAACCUCCACAACGUUAUGAUCUAUAUGGGCACCAUUGAGAAGAAGAUGUCUGACAUCAUUAAUUCUUUGUACCAGAUGUCACGACCUACGGGCAAACAAAAGAAGUUGGAAGUGUAA
Messenger RNA from Aethina tumida (small hive beetle), 1381 nucleotides. RefSeq names its product outer dynein arm-docking complex subunit 1 (gene Ccdc114). The coding region runs from base 23 to 1381 and encodes 452 amino acids. Lineage: Eukaryota; Metazoa; Arthropoda; Insecta; Coleoptera; Nitidulidae. The transcript has a single exon. The record is from RefSeq and is a predicted model, not a curated record.